AUGGAGGCUGAGCCUGCGCUGUACCCGGUGGCGGGAGCCUUGGGCCCUUCGGGGGAGGAGGCCGGAGCCGGGGGCCCCGACGGGGUCCUGCCGGAGGGCCCCGAGCUGGACGAGUUUGUGGGCGCCUAUCCGGACUACAACGAGGAGGAGGAGGAGCACCGGUACUACCGCAGGAAGAGACUCGGCGUGAUCAAGAACGUGGUGGCUGCCAGCCUCGGGGCGAUGCUCACCUACAGCGUGUACCUGGGGCUCCUGGAGAUGCAGAUGAUCCUCCACUACGAUGAGACCUACCGAGAGGUGAAAUAUGGGAGCAUGGGGCUCCCCGACAUCGACGACAAGAUGCUGAUGGGCAUCAACGUCACCCCGGUGGUGGCCCUGCUCUACACGCCUGUGCUCAUCAGGUUCUUUGGCACCAAGUGGGUGAUGUUCCUGGCUGUGGGCAUCUAUGCCCUCUUUGUCUCCACCAACUACUGGGAGCGAUACUACACACUGGUGCCCUCUUCCGUUGCCCUGGGUGUGGCCAUUGUGCCCCUCUGGGCCUCCCUAGGGAACUACAUCACCCGGAUGUCGCAGAAAUACUACGAGUACGUGAAUUACAAGGAGGAGCAUGUGGAAGAGCAGAAGCGGCCCCCAAGGGGGGCCCACACCCCCUAUCUUGUUAUCUUCCAGACCAUCUUCUAUAGCUUCUUCCAUCUCAGUUUUGCCUGUGCCCAGGGGCCCAUGAUCUUCUUCCUCAAUGGGUACUUGUAUGAAAUGAACCAUACCCUCUAUUACGUGCGUAACUGCGGCACCGACAGCCGCGGGAUCCUUGUGGGCUUCAACAAGACUGUGCUUCAGUCCCUGCCCCGCAGCCGGAACCUCAUCGUGGUGGAGAGUGUGCUCAUGUCCAUGGCCUUUCUGGCCAUGGUGCUGAUCCUGGCCCUGUGUGGCUCUGCCUACCGGCCCACGGAGGAGAUCGACCUGCGCAGCGUGGGCUGGGGAAACAUCUUCCAGCUCCCCUUCAAGCACAUGCGGGACUACAGGCUUCGGCACCUCUUCCCCUACUUCAUCUACACCGGCUUCGAGGUGCUUUUCAUGUGCACCGGCUUUACUCUGGGCUACGGGGUGUGCUCCAUGGGGCUCGAGCGUCUGGCUCCCAUCCUCAUCGCCUAUGGCCUCGGCGGGGCCGUCUCCUCCAGCCUUGGCCUCUUCCAGCUGUGCCUGCCCCGACAGGUGCCCCUGGUGGCCGGGCCCUCUGUCCACCUGCUGCUCAUCUUGGCCCUCUUUUUCUGGGCCCCCAAGCCAUGUGUCCUGAGCCACAGCUGGCUCUUCUACGCCGUGGCUGUGCUUUGGAGUGUGGGCAGUGCCCUCAACAAGAUCUCCAUCAGUGCACUCCUCGGGAUCCUGUAUGAAGACAAGGAGCGCCAGGACUUCGUGUUCACCAUCUAUCACUGGUGGCAGGCCCUCGCCAUCUUUGCCGUCUAUCUAGGCUUGAAACUGCCUAUGAAGGCCAAGCUGGCCAUCAUGCUGGUGACCAUCCUGGGGUCGCUGGGCUCCUACCUGUGGAUGGAGGCCAAGCUCAAGCAGCGGGUGGGCUACCGCCUGCCCCGGAUCCCGCGGCCCCAGCACAAGGUGUGCGGCUACCGUUACCUGGAAGACGACAACUCGGACGAGACGGGCUCGGAGAGCGAGCGGGACUCUGCCCACAGCCAAGCCAGCUCAGACAACGAGGAGGGGGACGGUGAGCCCCCCAGAGCGGGGGCAGCCGGGCCUGCCAAGAGGCGCUACCCCUACGAGCAGGCCCUGGAUGGGGAGGAUGCACCUGGGCAGGAGUAGCCUCCAGGAGGCUGCUGGGGCCCUUCCUGAGCUGCGCCCCCUCUGCCCCCGGCCCCUUCAUCCCCUCCCACCUCUGGCAUCCAAGCGGCACCAGGCUGGGUGUGCCCGUGUGCUUCAACCGCUUUAGUCCUGGGCUUCCCCAGCCUCGCUUAGCCCCUCUCUGCAAUGGGUGGUCUCUCAGAGGAGCCUCGGAUGCUGCCCACAUUAUCAGGAUCUCCUCUUUGGGGGAGGGCUCAGGCCGAGGAAGGGGCCGGGGGCAGAAGAGGAGAU
Gracilinanus agilis (Agile Gracile Mouse Opossum) is the source of this 2085-nucleotide messenger RNA. It is a transcript of the gene UNC93B1, whose product is annotated as unc-93 homolog B1, TLR signaling regulator. Gene Ontology annotation, biological process: toll-like receptor 9 signaling pathway; toll-like receptor 7 signaling pathway; toll-like receptor signaling pathway. Gene Ontology annotation, molecular function: Toll-like receptor binding. NCBI's taxonomy places the organism in Eukaryota, Metazoa, Chordata, Mammalia, Didelphimorphia, Didelphidae. Gene Ontology annotation, cellular component: lysosome; endosome. Bases 1 to 1815 code for a protein of 604 amino acids. The record is from RefSeq and is a predicted model, not a curated record. The transcript is spliced from 11 exons.